Ricinus communis (castor bean) is the source of this 557-nucleotide messenger RNA. Its product is annotated as cell division control protein 2 homolog 2-like. The transcript is spliced from 4 exons. Gene Ontology annotation, molecular function: ATP binding; cyclin-dependent protein serine/threonine kinase activity; cyclin binding. NCBI's taxonomy places the organism in Eukaryota, Viridiplantae, Streptophyta, Magnoliopsida, Malpighiales, Euphorbiaceae. Gene Ontology annotation, biological process: signal transduction; G1/S transition of mitotic cell cycle; protein phosphorylation. Gene Ontology annotation, cellular component: cytoplasm; cyclin-dependent protein kinase holoenzyme complex; nucleus. The coding region runs from base 149 to 535 and encodes 128 amino acids. The record is from RefSeq and is a predicted model, not a curated record.
GAGAACUUUCACUUCAUGAAACUUGCAGUAAUUUUGUUAUAGCCUGAGAAGAAUGUUUAAGAGUAGGAAUUUUGAAUUUCAGAGAUUUUGAAAAUUUUGGUGUGUGAUUGGGAUAUUCUUUGGUAGAGUAAUAACUAAAUCUGAACAAAUGGAGACACAGUAUGCAGUUAUUGAUCUUAUUGCAGAAGGAGCCCAUGGUGUGGUUCACAAGUGUCGCGACCGUAAAACUAAUCAGGUUGUAGCAAUUAAGACAUUGCCCAUUCCAGAUAAAUUUGAAGGAAUUCCGAGCUCUGUAAUUAGAGAAAUUUCUUUAGUUUUGGAUUUGCAGCACACAAACAUUAUCAGGUUACUUGAUGUCCAAAUUAAAGAGAACAGCGUGGACCUGAUUUAUGAGUAUAUGGACAUGACUUUGCAUGAAUUGAUCCGCACCAAACCAAGGGAUAUGUUUAAUUGCCAUCUAAUGAAGGUAAAAGAUUCUUUGUCUGACUAUAUUUCUUCUGUGGCGUUGGGUUUAUCUUUAACUGAUACAAUUUGAUCUUUCCCCCAAAUCUUAUAUC